AUGGCGUUGCCCUACUUGACUGUGGUGUUGACCAUUGUCAUUUUUCACUUGGGUAGGCUACCAUAAUCUUUGCAUCGUACGAGUUAUUCCUCGCUAACAUUUUCAAAUUGCGCUAUGUUUUUGCAAUGAAAAUACAUUUUGGUAGGGAUGUUGCCUUCGUAGUAUUAAGGUUUUUGCGAAUUACAGUUUUAAUAACUUAGAGAUGAAGACAUCUUUGUGUCUCUGCUUAUUGCAUUUUACAUCCUUCAGUGAGUUAUUUUCGUGAGCAUGAUCGUGAAUUUCCUUCAAACAGUUGCUUUUUCUUCCCUUAGGCAGUGUUUUAUCCCAGGCCACAUCAAUUUGUAUAUUUUAUCUAAUAACUGUAAUUAAAGAUGUCGAAGUUUGUUCAGAAUCUGACUCGGGAUGACUAUACGUAUGUUCAGCCAUCUACGGAUUUAACACUACGAGAAGGUUGCAACUAAGUGAUCUGACUUUAUGGCAAAGCAAACAACCAACCAAACAUGGACUGACAAUUCUCAGAAAAGUGCAAAUCGUAAUAGUUUAUUUAGUACACUGCCAGGUUUAUAACUUUAAAAACGGUUGUGUAACGCCCGAACAAACUCAUCGGGUUAGAAUUAGGAAAGAACAGUAUGAUUGAAUGCUUAGCUAUGUCAGUGCCCCUAACAUAUAUUUGUUUGGAAGAAAUGCUACGUUCCCCUACCAAGCAAACCCUUGUUUGCAUGCUUCGAAGAAAGUAGUCGGACAGUUAUAUGGUAUGAAACGUUGCUUGUCUAAGUAAUCAGAGAUAUGUUUCACCCUACAUUAUUUUGCGAAAUCUUAGUAUUUCUCAUAUUGAGGCCGACAAAUACAGUCAUCCCCAUAAGCACAUUUCUUUAUUUAGCCGAAGAAUAACCAUUAUAUAUACGCUAAAAAAAACGUCACACAAAGUAUGUACCCUCAUACUUACAUAUGUAGCCAGAUGCAGCUAUCCCUGCUUAUAAACCCAUUGCCUUGUUUUUUAAUUUUGCGUGAAAUGUGGGUGUUUGCUAUAACCCGUACAUUCAGGCUCAUCUCUGAAUUCUUGAUUGGUCUUCUCUCAACAUUUUAAAGGUUCUUCUCGACAGCAGGCAGCCAUCAGCAUCUGCGAAGAAGAGUACUCGGGUUGCGUGGGCUUCCACAAUAAGCAGGAUAACUUUUCAUCGUUUCAUCAAUGCUUGAAGGCUUGUGAUUUCAAAAACGGUUCGCUUGGUUUCUGGAAACAUUUUUAGACUUAUUUUUAUUUAGCGAAAGCUAAGCAGUAUUUUCCGUUGUUUAGUGCCUGGGGCGAAGUCGCUUACAGCGUACUCCUGCAUCGAUCAAUCUAAGCCAUGUUCCCCGCUGACAUUUUACCAAAUCCACUCAUCUACCGAUGCCUUCUUCGAAUGGACCAAAUGCCUGGACGUAUGUCACCUACUCACCGACGGUAAGGUUAAUUCGCAUUCUGAAUCAGCGUCAAAGCACAGUAUAAUAAUACAUCUAUGCCAUAACCUACUUCAUCAUUAGCAGUGAGAGAUGUUUAACUUCAUCAAUUAUAACACUCAUCUAGAGAAACAUGUAAAAUUUUUACUUGCAAGAAAACGAUAUGUUAUCUCAUAAUGCACAGACAUGACUUUUGUAGUCGUUGCAGUAUUAACUCAGUGGCAUCUGUGUAGUUCUAUGUCUAUGCUAUUAGAUAUGCGUAAAGUUUCUUAACCUUUCCGUUCUAGACGAUGGAAAAGUAAAGGCUUCAGGGGAUAUCUGCAUGCAACAGGACAGCAAUUGCUUCAGUGUUGCAAACAGUGGAGGGACCGUUGACAAAUUCAUGAAAUGUUAUGUGGACUGCCAAGUAACUAGAAAAGGUGAAGUAUUCGGUCAGCCAUUAGCUGAAUGAAUAUUGCUUCUUCAGGCUUAAUGAUAACACAUUUUGUUUCAUUCAGAAACCCAGACAUAUGUGAAUUACAUAGACGUGUGCACACCCGACCAUGAGGAAUGCAUUGAUUCCAUAUUCUAUGCCCAACCGGGAGAAAAGGAACCGAAGCAGGUACUAACGAAGUGCUACCAGAACUGUGACAGUGGUAAAGGUACGGUUGAAAUAAAGUUUAUCUGUCUAUAUUAUGAUGUGCAUUUUCGAAAAUUUGCUUUAUUGUGAAUCUCAUCAUUCAAUAUUGUUCGAGCAGCCUUUGAAUAUUCACAAGAACUGACACACAUUUGGACAAAACUGUGCGCUAAUAGUAUCCUUGAAACGUAGAAUAAACUAGAAAUUUCUCGCAUAAUAUGAUCCAGAGAUAGCAGAGUUUAAUCAUCCAAUGUUGUAGAGGACACGAAAAGGCGCUGAAGUCCUAAAAUCUCACAGAGUUUACUAUUUGAUGGAUAUACCGCCACCCAAAUAGGACUAAUUAUAGGCCAAAACAUGAAGAGCACCAGUAUAAAGUGAUACACUGAAUGGAGGAAACCCAAAAACUCAGACAAAUGGCUAUUCAGAAGAUAUUUAUUAUUCGGGUUGCAGGUAGUAAGGAAUAAAUCGAAAAAGGGUGAAGACAAGUGCGCUAGGACAAAAGGCAAAAACGCCAAAACGGCGAGGGAAAUUCCGAAGAGAUAUGAAUGACGUACGCAGAAAAUCAAUGAUAUAGGACAAGAAAAAGAGAAACGGCUGCAAAAAAACGCAUAUGCAUAAUUGAGAGGAUAUUCGAAAUGCGCCAUAGCGUACAUUGAAUACAUUAUCAAAUACGAACGAAUAUAGUGAUCAAAAUAAAAACAAACAGGAAGCAGAGCAAAAUGGACGCGCCGCAGGUAAUUGUCGGUGUUAGUGCUUUUAGGAAUGGCAGCCAGCAUGCCUGACAUUCUAACGGAUGCGGCGACUGUAGGGGCUGCAGUAAUCACUUACGCUCGCGUCCAAAUGCAAUGCAUAUAUGCAUGCAUAAACUGCGCCAGCGAAUAGGCUGAUGAACGAAGUCUGCAUGAGGAUGUCUCUGCAGAAAUUGCUAAUGGCCAAUAAAAACUUACCUCGCAAAGGCCCGUCUGAUGCGGCGUUGGCUGAUAGACUUGAUAACCCGUGGCAUAGUUUAUUCUGGAAUUCAUCGCAUUUGUCCACUCAAACCUCAUCAUCUCCUUCAUUUGCAACCACUCCUACAUUACCAGGGCCCGAGCCAGAAACAGGCGGCUUCAAAUGCGACGAAGAUUCCCAGACCUGUGUAGCCUGCACAGACGAGGAUGGCGAAUGUGAGGACUUAUCCACUUGCCAGGAGUCCUGCGGAAAUGAAGGUAAGUUCUCCCACUCCUCCUCCUCCUCCUCCUCCUCCUCCUCCACCUCAUCAUCAUCAUCAUCAUCAUCAUCAGCAAUAAUAUCAUCAUCAUUUCCAUUAUUAUCAUCAUCAUCAUCCUCAGGAAUGAAGUGCGGUGAGUAGAUGUGUAUUUCUCGAAUCUAGCUCUCAGCGAGACUGAGAUGCAAGUGGUGCUGAUGAGAAAGCAGUAAAUUUUGUGCCAGCGCACAAUGAAUGCAUCGCAGGUAAAGUAUCUGUGUUAAGGCUUUUAGGAAUGACAGCCAGCAGGCUUGCCUUUCUAGCUGAUGCGGCGCCUACAGGGGCUGAAGUAAGCAUGUUUUCUCGCGUCGAAAAGCAAUGCAUACAUACAUAGCCUGUGCCAGCAAAUAGGCUGCUGACUGUAGUCUGCAUGAAGAUGUCUGUGCAGAAAUCGGCAAUGGUCAGGCCAAUGUAAGCUUAUCUCCCAGCAGGCCGUCCGAUGCCGCGGCGACGGUGGCGGCCGCUAGACUUGAUUUCACGUGACAUACUUCAUUCAGGAAUUCUUUGCCUUUGUCCACUCAACCCUCAUCAUCUCCUCCAUUUGAAACCACUCCUAAAUCACCAGCUCCCAAGCCAGAAACAGGCGACUUCAAAUGCGAUGAAGAUUCCCAGAUCUGUGUACCCUGCACUGACGAGGAUACCGCUUGUGCGGACCUAUCAACUUGUGAGGAGAAAUGCGGCAACGAAGGUAAGUUCUCCCCCCCCUCCUCCUCCCUACUUUCAGCUUACUCACUCCUCGUGGAGUAUAUGCCACAAUUGCUCCCUUUACUUAGCCUAGUAGCAAGUUUUAAAUAUUAUUUUUCUUUUUCGCCCUUUUUACUUUAUGGCCUUUUUCCUCUUGUUUUUCGUUGUGUGCUCUUGUUUUCUUGUUAUUAUUUUUGUUUGUUUGCGCCUUCUCUUUUCCCUUUUCGCACUUUCUUCUUUGCAUCACUCUUCUUUUUUGUCAUUAAUUUUUUUAACUUCUUCAGCCCUUAUUGCAUUUUUUAUUUACAUUUUCUUACUUCAUGUCGGACUCUCGGUGCCUUGUUUUAUGGUGUUGCAACCCGUUGUCCCUAGACAGCUUGUUGUGUAUCUGUGAAAUACCCAAAGUCGCCUAUUACAGUGUAAGUGUGUCAGUGAUCAAAUUGAAUGUGCAUGGCUACGGUGUGAUUUAAAAUGCCUAGGGGACGCAUUUUGCUUUACUAUUUCGUCUGUCAUUUAGCUGCAUUUAUUUCUCCGUCAAAUCCAAUUCAUGACAUGGCCGUUUGAAUGCGCUUGGCCACCAUAUAGGCGAAACAAUAUUUCAACCAAAUUGCUUUAAGCUAGUGACAACUUUUACGAAAUUCUUUCUUCGCAUAGACAUGGGAAGCUUCAUUUAUCGUACGGUUAUAUUUUGGACUAGUGCCUUUUCUCCCUUAACUUUAUUAUGUUCUUCCUCUUCUGAUUAUGUCUUCCAUUUUUUGUAUUUAACUGAUUCCUCGAUUUUUUCUCAUUCAUUUCUUUGCGAUUUCCAUAAUGCCACAUGUGUUCUUCCCCUCAUGCCAGCCCCAUGUUCGAUCCUACUAUAAGGUCAGUAUCAUGCUUUAAUGAUGCAUAAUUGCUUAAUUUGUUUCUUGUAGCUUAAUCCGUGCACAACGACGAACAAGGAUGUCAGUGGUAUGUGGGUGCUUUUAGUCAUGGUUUUGGGUCUUAUGUGUCCAAAAUUGUAUGUUUCCACGGGACUUAACUGGUGGCUGCCUAAAUAAAACAACGAGUCAAAAGAGGAGUGUUUGUACUAUUCAUAACAUCGGUGGGGUAAAUUGCAAACAGAGUCGAAAAAGCCAAUCACUCUUGGGUUUAUCUGGCAAUUUGGCGGGUUGCUUUAAAUAAAAUAACUAUUGAUAUUUCUGAGCUAUGUGUAAGAGGUGAGAUUCAGUUGAACGGUUCACCCGAGAUGUCCGCGUGUUCGCAGGGGCUUUAAUGCAUACCUCUCAAACGAGUAGCCAUCGAAUACAAAAGUAACUUAUGUAACUAAACCCGCGAAAAUACCCUAAAAUGACUGAUUCCGAGUCGGAAUUUUAUGUAUGAUCUAAGAUUAAUGAGUUAGGAAAGGAACUCUUAGACGACAAGGAUGAAUUUAUGUGCACAACCACUAAUAGUAGGUUCGUCCCCUGUAUAAAUUCGUUGUUCAAACGAAAAGUGCGUUUACUAAUUUUAGGAUGUCCCGUGUUAUUUGCAUUGACGAACCCAAUCCUGGAAGAUCUUGAGCAUCAUUAAAAAUAGUUCCUGCACGUCAAAGUGAUUAGUGAGCCAUCAACACCAAGUGAUAUAACAGGAUCGGAACAGGUGUCGGCGUAUGCUGUCUCUUUUUUGAAAAUGCUUGACAGAUUCUAUUUUCUCUGGCUAACCAGUGUGCCGGAGAUUAGAUAGAAGAGAAUAAAAUUCCGGGACGUGUCAUCCGAUCAUUUCACAAGGGCGGUUUCAUUACUGAUAGUUUGAAGAUUAUUGAUGAUAUAUCCGAUGGAUCACACCGUUUCAUUGAUAAUCAGAGUGCUCUUCUCUGAAAUAUGAAGACUCUUGAGUUAUGAUAUACCGAGGUCCAUAAUAACACCUAACAAUUUCAUCUUGUGAGCGUCAAAGAUCGUUGUAACCCGACGAUCGACGCCGACUACCAUAAGUAAGCAUUUUUAAAAAAUUAAAAGGUGUCCUUUGUGGCACCAUUGCACAAAACUCCGAUAAUCAUUUAUCAGCAUUUAAGACGUGAGAAUGGUUGAAAUUACAAAACCCUAUUUAAAACCAAAACAUCCUGUGCAAUUUGUGAAACCACUACCCAUGGAUUGCAAAAUAUACUGCAAACGAUGGAGCUGACAGGUGCCAGAGGAUCGAUUUUCUGAGAAUCCGUAAACAGCCGCAAUCGUCAGGCUAUUAUCCCUUAAGUAACAUAUCGUCUCAUCCUUGUUCAGGCUCUCUAUCAUUUUUGAAACUGUUGGGGCCGUGCUUCUUAGCUGAAAGUCGUCCAUAUGAUUUAGAAAUACGGGCUCGAUGAGAGGAAAAACCUGAUACUAUUUUCAUGAAAAGAGUACAUUCUGGAUGGCGAUUUAGAUCUUCUACAGAAGACUAUGAGAAAUGUUUCAGUUGUCUCGGCAUCCAAAUCACUCUAUGAAACAACAUAUGUGCCUGUCUCUUAACCAUGGCAUGGGUAUAUCUCUAGCCCAACGUAUUCUGUUAUUUCAGAAUGAUAGGAAUGCUUCAUGUCAGGUAUGGCUUUCAUCAAGGUGGCUCUAAUAUUCCCAGAUGACAUGAAGAUAUUCAGUGAACUCAAGAAGUCAAGUGAGAAAGCUACCGUCGAACAUGGACAAACUGAAUGUUUAGUUAAGCAGAUGACUUUUAAAAUCCACGAUGUCCACACCUAGGAUCUGGCCAAAUAGUAUUUUCAAAAUACCAGCAUUAUAUUAAUGGGGCUGAGACAGAACCGUAGAAAAACACAAAAUACAUUGGUAUACGAACGACCACAAAUUUAACGCCAUCACAGCGUUUUACGUCUAUCUUUACGAAGAAAAGCGCGUUUCUUCCUCCCGGCUGCGACAUAGUGGACGGGCCAACGAUUGUGCAUGUCUCUUUCGCCGAAGCUAAUGUUCGCAAAAAACUGUUGACGCCGAAUGAGUCUAAAUCACCUGGACCGGAUGACAUACGGCCCAAAAUGUUAAAGGAGCUUGCUGGAGAACUAUCUAAACCGCUGUCCAUGCUCUUCCAAGCUUUGCUCGAAGCAGGCUAUCUGCCUGCCGAUUGGAAAUCCGCAAUGUCGUAGCAAGCAACUACAGUUUAAUCAGUCUUACUUCCAUUUGCUGGAAAAUUAUGGAAAAAAUAAUUAAGCGAGAAAUAAAAACACUUUCUAGAAGAGCAUAAUCUGCUACGCGAUGCCCAGCACGGAUUUCAUAGAGGCAGCUCAUGCGUGACAAACCUACUUUAUUGUUUAGAUCGCUGCACCCGGGCAGCCGAUGGCGGCAAUCCAGUACGCGCAGUCUACGUCGACUUUAAGAAAGUAUUGGACAGCGUACCAAAUCAGCGUCUUUUGUACAAAUUAACCUCUACAGGCAUUAGGGAUAAUAUCCUGAAGUGGAUUCAAAGCUUCUUGAUCGGUCACUCUCAAAUCGACCACGUCGGUGACAGGCAGUCGGUGAAGGUAGCCAUUGAAAGCGAUAUUCCUCAAGGCUCCGUCCUUGGUUCUACCAUAUUCAUAAUACACGACAACGCCUGCGUCUGCGAACUGAAUUGUGAGGUCUCCAUGUUGGCUCAUGAUGUUAAACCUUACAGCGUCAUCCGAAGUAAAUUUGACGAAGAGCACUUGCAGGCAGACAGUCGUAGACGGUCGUGGUAGGCUGCUCACUUGCUUGCAGUUUCCGACUACACCUAGUGUUUCUUUGCUGGUGCCCAACUCUCACAUGUGGCUCCCCGAAGCUAGGCUCUGUCUGGCUGCAUACGGCGAUGUCGUAGGCUCUUCAGACUAACUCAGGUCGUCUUUCCACUAUGCCAAAUCCGUGGCCCAUAGUGGAGAUCGGCAGCGCCUGAAUCUACUGGGUAGCCCUAUUUAGUGUGGCACUGCACACCCCCGCGACGGGGAACGGGCUAGAAAAGGUGCCCUAAAUAAAUGCUGGGGAACCACGCGGUCUACAUGCUGACUGUAGUCGCAGACGUUAAUCUCACGGUCAAAACAACUAAUAAAGAAACAACGACGAAACCCUCUUCUUCUUCUUCUACUCGCCGCCGUCCCACUCGCUAGACUGGUAAGGUGAUUCGACUCACUUUGGCAACCUGGAAUGUUCGACCCCUCUUAGGUAAUUCGAGGCGCAACUGACCGGAACGGAGAACAGCGGUAGUGGCUCGGAGACUGGGGCGCUACAGGAUGGACAUCACAGCACUCAGCGAGACCCGGUUCUCCAAACAUGGCCAACUAGAGGUGGUGGGUGCCGACUACGCUGUCCCCUGGAACGAUUGCCCGAAGGCAGAGCUAUGAGACGCGAGUGUCACCUGUGCCAUUCGGACCGACAUCGUGUAACGAUUGCCCAGGGCGUCAACAAUCGUCUGAUGAGCCUUCGCCUGCCUCUCCGAGGAGGCAAAUUCGCCACCAUCUUCAACGUAUACGCACCGGUGAUGGCUAAUUCCGACGCCGACGUCCUGCAUACCCUCCUGGCGACUGUCCCGAAGGCGGAUAAGGUAACUGUCCUUAGUGAAGUCAAGGCCCGCGUCGACACAGACCAUACGGUCGACGACUGUGGCCGUCCUUGAUGGCGCACGCUGCAAACACCAGGACUGGUUCGACGACGACGACGCCGACAUCAGCAACCCGCUCGACUGCACAAAGUCUACGUCGACCGCCUCACUGAUGUCAGCAGAGCUGCUGUCUACCGUAGUCGCCGCCUCGUGCAGCAGCGACUGCGUGAGAUACAGGACACCUGGACGGCUCACAAGGCUGAGGAGAUCCAAGGGUACGCGGAUCGCAACGAAUGGAAAAACGUCUUCUCCACGAUCAAAGGUGUCUACGGUCCGCCAACCAAAGAUACUGCACCUCUCCUCGCUGCUGACGGCAGCACUCUACUCAGUCACAAGACAAAUUCUACAGCGUUGGACCGAACACUUCCCAGACCUAUUUAACCGUUUCUCCACCAUCUCCGACGCCACGAUCGCCCGUCUGCUUCGACUGGAGUCCAACGUCGAUCUCGGCCUCCCACCCUCUCCCCGCGAAACCAUCAAGACCGUGCAACAGCCCCAUAGGACGAAAGCGUCCGGAUCGAGAGCGAUCGCCGUUGAGAUCUACAGGCAUGGUGGCCCCCCAAUCAUGGAUUAUCUGACCGCACUCUUCCAGGAGAUGUGGCGUCAAGGAGAAUUCGAACAGGAUUUCAGAGACGUCAUAAUUUUGCAUUUAUACAGGCGGAAAGUAAGCCGCCGGGUCUGCGACAACCACCGAGGCAUCUCCUUGCGGUGCAUUGCCGUGAAAAUCUUUGCUCGCACUCUCCUCAACCACCUGCGCAGCCACCUUCAACAAAGUCUUCUGCAUAAAAGGCAGUGCGGCUUCCGUCGUCAUCGUGGGACCACGAACAUGAUCUUCGCCGCUCGGCAAUUUCAGAAGAAGUGCAAGGAAAUGCGGACCCAACUCCACGCUACCUUCGUGGAUCUGACGAAAGCCUAG
Spirometra erinaceieuropaei is the source of this 9441-nucleotide messenger RNA. NCBI's taxonomy places the organism in Eukaryota, Metazoa, Platyhelminthes, Cestoda, Diphyllobothriidea, Diphyllobothriidae. The record is from the annotation of a GenBank genome assembly.